Molecule: messenger RNA, 1622 nt
Organism: Helianthus annuus (common sunflower)
Lineage: Eukaryota; Viridiplantae; Streptophyta; Magnoliopsida; Asterales; Asteraceae
Product: germacrene A hydroxylase
Exons: 2
Coding region: 1-1518 (505 amino acids)
Molecular function (GO): iron ion binding; oxidoreductase activity, acting on paired donors, with incorporation or reduction of molecular oxygen; monooxygenase activity
Source: RefSeq, a predicted model, not a curated record
AUGGAUAUCCAUCUUCCCUUUUCUCUCCUUUUCUUUACCACCUUCAUCUUCUUCUUCAUUGUAAUAAUCACUAGGUUGAGAAGCAUCAACUCACUUGAUACAAAAAGAAACCAUCCUCCACAGCCAUGGAAGCUCCCUCUAGUUGGCCACAUUCAUCAUCUCAUAGGAGGGCUGCCCCAUCAUGCUCUUAGAAAAGUAGCCCACAAACUAGGACCCCUUGUUCGUCUACAGCUUGGCCAAGUCUCUGCCAUCUUAAUCUCGUCGCCAUCGCUUGCAAAAGAGAUCAUGAAAACACACGAUAUCUCUUUCGCAAACCGACCCAAACUUCUCACUGUUCAGAUCAUUGGAUACAACUGCCAAAACUUAUCGUUUUCCCCUUAUGGCGAUUACUGGAAACAAAUGCGGAAGAUAUGCAUCUUGGAGCUUCUAAAUGUAAGAAAAGUUCAAUCAUUUCGAUCUAUUCGUGAACAAGAGUCACGGAACCUCAUUGAGUCCUUAGCUAGACAAAGAUCAAAAACCGUCAAACUAUCUGGCAUGAUUUUCAAGAUGAUUAACACGAUCAUAAGUAGAUGUACUGUUGGGAGUAGAUGCAAGGAUCAAGCGAUCCUUAUUGCAUCAAUUCAAGACAUUUCACAAUUAUCAGGUGGUUUUGAUAUUUCAGAUCUAUUUCCAUCUAUCACAUUACUUCCUCUAAUUACAGGCAAAACGAAAAAAAUGAUGAAUAUACGGAAAAAGAUUGAUGCUAUUUUAGAUAGCAUCAUCUUGGAGCACCAAGAACUUCGUGUCCCAGGACAAAGUAACAAUGAGAAUGAAGACCUUGUUGAUGUAUUAUUGAGGCUUAAAGAUGAUGGUAGUCUUUUGUUUCCAUUAACUUUUGACAACAUCAAAGCAGUCAUCUUGGAUAUGUUUGUAGCAGGCUCGGAUACUUCCUCGGUGGUAAUUGAAUGGGCAAUGUCAGAACUAAUGAAGAAUCCAAGGGUGAUGAAGAAAGCACAAGACGAACUCAGGAAGGUACUCAAAGGAAGGACAAUGAUUCAUGAGCCAGAUCUUCAAGAACUAGACUACCUAAAACUAGUGAUUAAAGAAACCUUAAGGUUGCAUCCACCUCUUCCGUUUUUGUUACCUAGAGAGUGUCGGGAGAACUGUGAAAUUGGUGGAUACCAUAUACCUAUCAAAACACAGGUUAUACUAAACGUAUGGAUGCUUGGGCGCGAUCCGGAUUACUGGAUUGACCCUGAAAGUUUCAUACCAGAGAGAUUUAGUGAGAGUUCAGUUAACAUGAUCGGUACAAAUUUUGAAUAUCUACCAUUUGGGGCUGGGAGAAGAAUGUGUCCAGGCAUGACGUUGGGUUUGGCUAAUGUGGAGCUUCCUCUUGCGAUGCUACUAUACCACUUCGACUUGGAACUUCCAGAUGGAGCAACAUCUAAAGAUUUGGACAUGUCUGAAUCUUUUGGAGUCACUGUCAAGCGAAAAAAUGAGUUGCUCGUAGUUCCACAUCCUUACGACGCAAAUUAUUGACGUUCGUGUGUUCUCACCUUGUAUUGAAAUCUUCUGUUUAUUUUCCUCUUAGGUUGUCGGGAUGUUACAACUAUGUACUUGAAGGAAUAAUUCAAAUAUAUAUA